Molecule: messenger RNA, 1641 nt
Organism: Astyanax mexicanus (Mexican tetra)
Lineage: Eukaryota; Metazoa; Chordata; Actinopteri; Characiformes; Acestrorhamphidae
Gene: parvb
Product: parvin, beta
Exons: 13
Coding region: 126-1199 (357 amino acids)
Biological process (GO): actin cytoskeleton organization; lamellipodium assembly; substrate adhesion-dependent cell spreading
Cellular component (GO): cytoplasm; actin cytoskeleton; focal adhesion
Molecular function (GO): actin binding
Source: RefSeq, a predicted model, not a curated record
CUUUUUCCAAUCACUUACACGCGUCUGUCUAUAGGAGCUCACUCAGGCCUCACCAGCCGGCCAUUGUCUCCUCCACUGUCCUCCUCCUCCUCCUUUCCGCCGGAGUGAACUCAGCCCAGGCAGAGAUGACCGCUAACCCGGCCCGGGCGAAGAAGGACGAGGGCUUUCUGGGGAAGCUGGGUGGGACGCUGGCUCGGAAGAAGAGGUCAAAAGAAGUGAGUGACCUUCAUGAAGAGGGUAAGAAUGCCAUCAACGCUCCGCUCCUCCCGUCUGGUGUUGACCUGCUCCCAGAGGACAUGCUGCUAGAAGAGAACGCAGAGAGGAGCAUGUUGGAUCCCACAUCUAGAGAGGAUCCCAAAUUUAAGGACCUGCAGAAGGUUCUAAUUGACUGGAUCAAUAAUGAGCUGGAAGAGGACAGGAUUAUUGUUAAAGAUCUAGAAGAGGAUCUCUAUGAUGGGCAGGUGCUACAGAAACUGUAUGAGAAGUUGUCAGGCCGUAAGCUAAAUGUAGCAGAGGUCACCCAGUCUGAGAUUGGUCAGAAGCAGAAGCUGCAGACUGUUCUGGAAGCAGUGAACGAGCAGCUCAGGCCUCAGGGCUGGACAAUCGAGUGGGGAGUUGACUCAAUCCACUCCAAAAACCUAGUGGCCAUCGUGUUUCUGCUGGUGGCUCUGGCCAUGCACUUCAUGGCCCCCAUCAGGAUACCUGAGCAUGUCUCUGUGCAGGUGGUGGUGGUAAAGAAAAGAGAGGGAAUUUUACAGACGUCACAUGUGACCAAAGAGCUCACCACCACUACAGAGAUGAUGCUGGGAAGAUUUGAGAGAGAUGCCUUUGACACCUUACUGGACCAUGCACCAGACAAGCUUAAUGUAGUCAAGACGUCUCUGAUCACCUUUGUAAAUAAACACCUGAACAAGCUGAAUCUGGAAGUGACUGAGCUGGAGUCACAGUUUGCAGAUGGUGUGUAUUUGGUGCUGCUAAUGGGUCUGUUGGAGGACUAUUUUGUGCCACUGUAUAACUUUUACCUCACGCCAGAGAGCUUUGAACAGAAGGUACAUAAUGUGGCAUUUGCAUUUGAAUUGAUGCAAGAUGGAGGACUGAAGAAACCCAAAGCUCGACCGGAAGAUGUUGUGAAUUUGAACUUGAAGUCGACUCUGAGGGUCCUGUAUAACCUCUUCACCAACUACAAAAGUUCGGAGUGAUGAAGAGAAGACAGGAUAGGAAGUCUUGCCAUGAACCCUUGAACCAGUGCCUCACUGAUGCCAUGCACACACACUUACACAUGCGCACACACACACACACAGACACUGACACACACAUACACAUCUGCAAGUACACACACACACUCAUGCAUUUACUCAGUCACAUGCUGCCUGUAUUUAAGAAGUGAGUGCUUUAUGUUGUAUGUCUUUUUAUGUGUUAAGACUCAACUGCUGUAUCCUUUAUGGACGCCACUGUGCAGAAGCUCCUAAAGGAGAUUUAAAUGCUGUACUGUACAUAAUUUAUUUGAACAAGGCACUGCUGUGUACUAUGCUACUAACUCCUUUAGUAUGAAUGUUUUAUGGCCUGUACGCUCUGUGUAUAAUGUGAGAGAUGUUAUAUCUUUAUUACCACAAUAAUAACCAUGAAUGUUUUUAUAGCCUA